Messenger RNA from Aspergillus costaricaensis CBS 115574, 1647 nucleotides. Its product is annotated as gluconeogenesis factor YvcK family protein. Lineage: Eukaryota; Fungi; Ascomycota; Eurotiomycetes; Eurotiales; Aspergillaceae. Bases 46 to 1584 code for a protein of 512 amino acids. The transcript has 2 exons. The record is from RefSeq and is a predicted model, not a curated record. Gene Ontology annotation, molecular function: LPPG:FO 2-phospho-L-lactate transferase activity.
CCUAGUCCACAUCUCUCAACCUCUGUCCUAGUACCAUCAUUCCCCAUGUCGUCCGCCUCUGCACCCAACCGGGGCCUGGUGGUCUUCUCCGGAGGCAGUGCCGCGAAUAACCUCGUUGACGUGUUCAAUGCCGUGCGCGGGAGCAAACACUGCUCCCUCAGCUACAUCAUCCCCAUCAGCGACAAUGGGGGUUCCUCAUCCGAGUUAAUCCGCAUCUUUGGCGGCCCUGGUAUAGGAGAUGUGCGCAGCCGCCUCGUCCGACUGAUCCCCGAAUCGCCUCCCAACUCUGAACGAGCAGCCAUCAAAGCUCUCUUCAACCACCGGCUUCCAGCCGACGCCAGUCUCGCUCACGCAGAAUGGCACUCCAUCGUAGAUGGCACCUCCACCCUCUGGGCCGCCAUCACCCCAGCCAAACGGGAACUCAUCCGUUCCUUCUUCAACCUCCUAAACCUGGAGAUCCUGAAGCGUGCCCGACCCCCAACCUCCACCUUCGAGUUCACCUCCGCCAGCGUAGGCAAUCUCUUCCUCACCGGAGCCCGUCUUUUCAGCGGUAGCUUCGAAAGCGCCAUCUACCUCUUAGGCAGCAUCGGCGGCGUGCCCUGGGACCUCGUCCGAGUCAUCCCAGCCAUCAACUCCAACUUCUCGCACCACAUCUCCGCCUCUCUGGCCGACGGAACCAUCAUCGUAGGUCAAAACAGCAUCUCUCAUCCCUGCGAAGCUAUCCCCCUUCGCUCUCCACGCCCUCUCCUCGCAGACGGCACAGAAAACUCUCCCCUCCACCACCCAUUAUCAACACCAACACCACCCUACUUCGAAGACGACGACCACCCCCCAGGCUUCCUCCCCACCCUCCGCCACAAAAACAUCUCCUUCAGCAAAUCAGAUACCCAGGAUCUCCCCUCCCGCAUCUCCCGCAUCUGGUACAUCAACCCUUACGGCCAGGAAAUCCAACCGCCCGCUAACCCCCGCGUCAUUGAAUCCCUCCACGAUGCCCAAGCUAUCAUAUAUAGCAUCGGCUCUUUGUACACCUCCAUCAUUCCCUCUAUUAUCCUCCGUGGCGUUGGCCAAGCCAUCGCUACCGGCCCAGCGAGGCAUAAGAUCCUCAUUCUGAAUGGGUCUCUGGAUCGCGAGACGGGGCCGUCUCAUGAGCCGUUCACGGCUUCGGACUUUGUAGAGGCUAUUACCCGAGCUGGAGAGGAGAGUCGGGGUAGGGGUCCGUUGAAUAUGGAUCCUUCUGCUAGUGCUGGUGCUGGUGCCGUGGAAGAUGGAGACAGGGGGAAGGAGGAGGAGCGACUCCCGUAUUCGGCGUAUGUGACGCAUGUUCUGCAUUUGGAUGGUCCGGGUACUCCCCGUGUCGAUAAGGAUCGGCUUGCGGAGAUGGGGAUCGAGACGUUGCGGCUUUAUGGGAGGAAGAUUGUUGGCGCUAAUGGGGAGGAUGUAGGCCUUGGGAUGCGGUAUGAUUCGACGGCGUUGGUGCAGGCGCUCGAGGUGGUGCUGGGGAAGAAAGGGGAUGCUAUGUUGAGGGGGAAGGAUAGGAGUGGGAUGAGUCGGAGGAAUACGCUGGAUCCGGGGAGGAGAGACUGAAAGGGAGAAUGGAAUAGUGUAGAGAUAUUAUUUUGGGUUUGAGAGAACAAAGCUACAAGCGAU